Molecule: messenger RNA, 1953 nt
Organism: Adineta steineri
Lineage: Eukaryota; Metazoa; Rotifera; Eurotatoria; Adinetida; Adinetidae
Source: the annotation of a GenBank genome assembly
AUGGCAUCGUCAUCAUCAUCGGCGUCUGCUAAACGUCACCCACCUCUUCGACCUUCGUCAACAACGAAUCGAGCAGUUCGUGGGUUGGAAAAACGAAUUAAUAAUACUAAUCUAUCCAACGAUACACAUGAUGAUGAAUAUGCCAUUGCUAGUGGUAAACAAGUACCACGUACUUAUUUACUUAAACUUAUCAAAGGAUCUCGAAUGAAUGGUAUACUUAAUUUAGCAUCGCGUGGUUUAACUGAAGUACCAACUGAAAUUUUUCUUGAUGAAAUUAUUGAAGAUGAAAAUCAGCAACGACCAAAAUUAAAAACAGCUGAUUUUACUCAAAAUAAUACCGAUGCUUGGUGGAAUCGUGAACCACUUAAAACACUUGAUCUAUCAUCGAAUUCAUUAAUUACUCUUCCAAAUGAAAUUGAAACUUUAGACAAUUUACUGGUUCUUAUUGUUCAAAAUAAUCAAUUAACAUCUUUACCAGACUCAAUACGACGUUUAAGAUUAUUAGAAAAAUUUGUUCUUACCCAAAAUCAAUUAACAACCUUACCAGAUGGUCUCUUCUAUUGUUCAUCACUUCUCUACUUAAAUCUAUCACGUAAUCAUUUAACUAAACUAUCCACUAAAAUUGGUGAUUUAUCAUAUUUACAAGAACUAGAUUUAUCUGAAAAUGAUUUUGAAUUAUUUCCGAAACAAAUUGGUUAUUUAACAAAAUUAACUAAAUUAACGGUCGCAAAAAAUCGUCUUCGAGCACUGCCAAAUGAAUUUGGUGCUCUCUAUAAUCUACGCUCACUCGAUAUCAGUCAUAAUCAAUUAACACAAUUGCCAGAUAGUUUCGGAGAUUUAAUUAAUCUUGAAGAAGUUUAUGCUAAUUCCAAUCGAUUGACAAUUUUUCCAUGUUUUAAUCAAUGUACUAAAUUAAAAGAAAUUCAUUUGGCUGAUAAUCAAUUAACUGAAAUAAGUGAUAGUCAACUUGAAUCACUUUUAUCAUUAUUAUCUCUUAAUGUUCGAGGAAAUAAAAUACGAAUUUUACCAGAACAAAUUGCAUUAUUACCAAAUUUAGAAAGACUUGAUGUAACAAAUAAUGAACUUGCUGAUUUACCAUCUAAAAUUGCAUUGAAUAAGAAAAUAAAAAAUAUUAGUAUGAUUGGAAAUCCAUUAGGAAAAAUUCGAAAAGAUGUUAUUCGUCUAGGAACUGAAUCAAUAAUGAAAUAUCUUCGAAAUCGAUUAACAAUUGAUGAUGGAAAUACUACUGAGAAUCAAAAGACAUUUGAUAUUGCAAAACCAACUGAAACUGAAGAUGAAAGAAAACGUCGUUUAUAUACAGAACAACAUGUUGUUCGAAGUACUGGAACAUUUGAUUUCAGUCAUAAAAAUGCUUCAAGUUUAUCGGAUGAAUCAAUUGAACUUAUUUUAAAAGAGAAACCAUCACAUGUUAAUUUAGCAAAGAAUAAAUUUACAGAAAUGCCCAUUGCAUUAGUGAAAGUGGCUGAAUCUUUGCUUCAUUUGGAUUUAUCAUCAAAUGGAUUAUUGCAACUCAAUCCACAAGUUGGACAAUUGAAAGAAUUACGUUUUCUUGAUCUCAAUACAAAUCGUCUAACGGAUCUUCCAUCAGAAUUGAGUUCUCUUGAACAUUUACAAAUUAUAAAUCUAUCCAUGAAUAAAUUUGUUCGAUUACCAUCUGUUCUUUAUGAAUUAAAACAUAUUCAAGAAAUACUUGCAAAUGAUAAUCAAUUGAUCGAACUUGAUGCUAAUGGUAUCGUUAAAAUUUCUGCAACAAUAUGUACAUUCAAUGUACGAAAUAACAAUAUUCAACGAUUACCUCCUGAAUUUAGUAAAUGUACAUUACUUAAAUCUCUUGAUGUUGCUGGUAAUCCAUUUAAAUUACCACGACCAGCUACAAUAGCAAAAGGUACACAAGCUAUAUUAGAACAUUUACGAAAUCAAUUGAUUGAAUAA